Molecule: messenger RNA, 1389 nt
Organism: Babesia microti strain RI
Lineage: Eukaryota; Apicomplexa; Aconoidasida; Piroplasmida; Babesiidae
Product: phosphatidate cytidylyltransferase
Exons: 1
Coding region: 1-1389 (462 amino acids)
Cellular component (GO): endoplasmic reticulum membrane
Molecular function (GO): phosphatidate cytidylyltransferase activity
Source: RefSeq, a predicted model, not a curated record
AUGGCAAUUCGAAACUUAUUUACUCGAUUCCACUCUAUGAGUGAACCGGAAUGGUGUGAGUUGAAGGUUAGGUCCAUUUGGACCUUACUACUGAUUUCUUCAUGCUUCGUGCUGUUGUUGGCGGGGCACUUUUACUUUUCCAUCUUAAUCAUCAUCCUUACUGUACGAGUCUACCUGGAAUUCCUAUGGGUAGCCCUUCCACAAAACAGAUACAAGAGAAUCGAACCUAAUUUGUACAGUGAUGCCACACCUAGUAAAAGCGAUGAAGCUUUUCAGACAGACUCAGCACUUUCAUCAUCUUCCCCUUCAAAAUGUUAUAGGUUUGCAGAAAUAAAGAAAAGUUCAUCCAACUUCCCCUCCUCUUCAACAAUUGAUACUAGUGCUGGUGGCGUUAAACCAGAAUUUGAUAUCCCGGAUGAACUGCAAAAUAUAAUGCUACCGCUGCCACUCCACAUUUACCUACUUUCUACAUCUAUUAUCGCAAUGGGCAUUCCUUGGAUUGUACCCAGAUUGGAUAUCACAGAUUCUAGGUUGUACAAGAUACUAUCAUUUAUAAUGUCAUAUUACCCACUGUUACUAUUCUCUGCUGCACUAUUGGCAUUGGUAAUGUUUGUCCUUUCGCUCAAGAAGAACAGACUUAGACGCCAAUUUUUAUCUCUAACUAUUACAAUUGCUACUCUGGUAUAUGUGGUGCCACAGUCGCUAAUGUCAAUUUCGAAUAUUUACAUGGGGAUGGUUUGGUUCGUAAUACCGGCAACAUGCGUUGUGUCUAAUGAUGUUGCCGCAUAUACAUUUGGGAAAUUGUUUGGAAGGACUUCGAUUAUUAGCGUCUCGCCCAAAAAGACGGUGGAGGGUUUUAUUGGCGGAGCCAUAGUUACCACAUUAUGGAGCAUAAUCUUACCCACUUUACUACUAAAAUACAAGGCUUUCACAUGUAAAGUUAACACGAUUUCGAUCAUCCCCUUUGAGUGGCUUUGGACUUUGGAUUGUGAAUCUGAUCCCGUAUAUAAGCCGCAGAUCUUUGAAUUACCACUACUUCUGCAACUAUUUUUUGGCGAAAAAUCUUUCACAAUACACCCAAUUGCAAUACAUUCCUUUGCUAUAGGCAUAUUUUCCUCCUUUAUUUCCCCUUUUGGGGGGUUCUUCGUUUCGGGGCUAAAGCGUGCAUUGAAGAUUAAGGAUUUCCCCGGUUGUAUCCCUGGCCAUGGCGGCAUUACAGACCGUUUUGACUGCCAGAUCAUCACUAGCUCAUUUACAUUUUUUUACAUUAAAACGAUGACCAGGAUGCCAACUCCAUCAGUGGAAUCAAUAAUUCGCAAGGCGCUGCUACUCUCUGAUGAGGAUAGACUGAGGCUCAUAAGUGAGCUACACAAGGUAUCUUUUGGUUGA